AUGACGACCAAACUGUCAGUUGUUCUGUUGGCUUGUGUCAUAAUAAAUUUAGUGUCAACUCAUGGUCCUCCAUUAGACCGUGAUAAUGAAGAUAUAGCUAUGGGGAGGAAGAUGGGUGCUAAAUGGUGCAGUAUGGCAAAGGUUUGCAAUCACGAUCGCGUUCCUAUCUGUGGGCUCAGUCAUGCGGGUGAUGUGAUGGGCUUCAGGGAUCUCUGCGAUAUGUUCGAUUAUAACUGCAUUCGAAGGAGAAAUUACAAGCAAACAACCUGCCCGGAAGAUAAAUCAAUCUUAACCGCGUCCCGCCGACCAACCAAUAGUUUUUAUGAUGAAUAAUUAAAUCAACAAAAAUAGCUGAGUAUAUGUUAUACUAAACUAUGUUAUACUAUGAAGAUGAUUAUUACUGUAUUAUGACUUAACUUAAAAAUAAAAGUAUUAUUUGUGUUA
Melitaea cinxia (Glanville fritillary) is the source of this 444-nucleotide messenger RNA. RefSeq lists its product as uncharacterized. The coding region runs from base 1 to 333 and encodes 110 amino acids. The record is from RefSeq and is a predicted model, not a curated record. NCBI's taxonomy places the organism in Eukaryota, Metazoa, Arthropoda, Insecta, Lepidoptera, Nymphalidae. The transcript is spliced from 4 exons.